GGGAAAGCAGUUCACUCAGUCACUGUUCCGGACACAAUCAUGGAGUGGAACGCAAAUGCAUUCUGUCUGGCAGACAUAGGCUUUGGCCUGUCUCAAUUAACCACAAUCAGGGUUUUCCAGCCCUUCUUCACUGAUCUGACUCUGCCAUAUUCUGUGAUUCGUGGAGAGACUUUCCGGAUAAAGGUCACAGUCUUUAACUUCCUCAAGGACUGUAUCCAGGUGAGAACAACCCUGCUAGACUCUGAGGAAGUGGAGGUGAAACCCUGUCCUGACUGCCCGUUCACCACCUGCUUGUGUGCUGAGGAAGCCAAGGUUUUCUCCUGGAAUGUGACAGCUACCCAGCUGGGGCAUGUGAACAUCUCAGUAAGAAGUGAGGCUGAGGAGACCCAAGCAUUGUGUGGCAACAAGAUCUCUGUCACUCCCACGCAUGGCCAGUCAGACACAGUUAUCAAAUCUUUACUUGUCAAGCCAGAAGGUGUCCUUGAAGAAAAAGCCCAGAACACUUUCCUAUGCUCUUCAUCUCUUGUUUAG
Messenger RNA from Pseudonaja textilis, 531 nucleotides. Its product is annotated as alpha-2-macroglobulin-like protein 1. Lineage: Eukaryota; Metazoa; Chordata; Lepidosauria; Squamata; Elapidae. The record is from RefSeq and is a predicted model, not a curated record. Gene Ontology annotation, molecular function: endopeptidase inhibitor activity.